Molecule: messenger RNA, 2687 nt
Organism: Owenia fusiformis
Lineage: Eukaryota; Metazoa; Annelida; Polychaeta; Sabellida; Oweniidae
Source: the annotation of a GenBank genome assembly
AUGGUCCGUGUAUCUUGGUAUCAAGCAUUCACAAUCGCCUACUUGGAACCUCAGGCCCAACUCUUGGACCUAAAGGAUGUUGGUCUUCACGCUGCUGCUACCCGUCCUAGCAUAUGGACAAGAUUGGAAUUACGAUCCAAGCUCACCAUCUGGUCCCUCAAACUGGAACGAGAAUUAUCCAUCAUGCGGCGGCCAGAACCAAUCACCUAUAGAAAUAACAACAGAGUCCGCUGUAUUAGAUGACAGUCUUUCUCAGUUAUUUCUGUUGAAUGCAAAUAAACAUUUACGACGAACUACAUUGGAGAACAUUGGGAAUGCAGUUCGUAUUAACAUUCCAAAGAAGCAUCUAUUGGUGUUUUACCAUGGAAACCUACCUGGAGAAUUUAGAGUACAAGAGGCCAUAUUUAACUGGCCUGGUGAACAUGUUAUAGAUGGCGCACAGGCAAAACUCGAGUUGCAAAUUGUUGCUUGGAAUAAGGAUUUGUAUGAAAACUACGAGGAAGCUGUGGGAAAACCUGAUGGGAUAGCCAUAUUUAGCGUUCUUUUUUCAGUCUUAGAUGUCCCUGAGUCGGGUAUGGAGAAGAAUAACCCUAACUUACAAGGAUUAAACAAAACCUUAUACUCAAUUACCAAUCCAGGCGACGUGGCUCAGAUGGCUGAUAAUGGAUUGUCAUUAAGUGACGUCGUACCCGACCUAAGGAGAAAUAGAUACUACCAAUAUAUGGGAAGUUUCUCAUCCCCAUCCUGUGAUGAAAAUGUUAUUCGAAUCGUGUUUGCAGAUAGCAUCACAAUGUCCAAGACUCAGUUUGAGGCUUACCGAAGGCUCAUUGGAUCCGAUGGAAGUCCAACUCUUGAUGGUUUUAGUAGGCCUGUGCAGAGCUUGAAUGAACGCGAGAUUAAACGCAGUUUUGAGUUAUACGAUCCAGAUGCUCCAGUUGACCCGUUUAAAGAGUCUUGCAAGAAUGUAUUUUGGGUAAUUGAUCAAAGUUGUUCGGUGUAUGAACAAAUGGAACAAGUAAAACAAAUGCUUCUCGAUGUCACAGAUAAAGUUAUAAUUGGUCGUAACUCAGUAGUCAUGACGCUGUUGAAGUUCGAUGACCAACCAUAUUAUAACUUCUAUGCAAGAGACACAACAAGUAAUGAAGUGACGAAACAACUUUUGAAUGAUAAACCAAUUGGUCAAACCGAAAACUGCAAAACAAGAACUUUUUGGGCCCUCCGUGAGUUGAAACAAAGAUUUUUCGAAAGUCGUGUGUUGCGUAUACAGUAUGGCGUACGUAGAUUACCACGCUCUAAAGAUAUAGUAUUUAUUGUCUCAGACGGCAGGACUUUCCCAUAUGGUGGCAGAUGGCCUGCGAUAUACGAGGCUGAGGCAAUAGCAGAUACAGGGGCGGAUAUAUAUUCGAUAAAACUGGACAACAGAUGGGGCAAAGAGGGAGAAACUGAGAUUUAUGGUUUCGUAGGAGGCCAAACUGAACGUGCAUUCCACAUUAACGACACUGAUCUUGUUGACAAAGUAUCUAGUGUAAUAAAUAAUUAUAAGCCUUGCGAAGAAAAAGCCACAACCACACCCAAACCUACAACUACAACAGGACCACCAACGGAACCUGUUACCGAUGCUACUGUUCCUACAACUAUGGCACCAACUACAACUACUACCACAGUACCAACUACUACAACAGAACCACCAUGUGGACAAGAUAUGAACCUGGUGCUUGUUUAUGACACCACACAGAGCUUGAAUAGUGAUGUUGAAAACAAAGUACUUCGAAGGGCACCAUACGAAAAGCGCAUAAGUACCCCUAUAGAAGCUCUAAGGUUGGUUAAGCAGUUCACGUCUGGACUGGUUUCUGAAUUUGAUAUCAGCAAUGAUGCUACACGUGUAGCUAUUGUUACUUUUGACGAAGACGUCAAGGUGAUACAACAGUUUGGGAAUACGAAUAGUCUUGAUAAUACUCUUUUAUCGAUCAACAACAAGGCACAGAACUGGACUGGCGCUGGAACAAGGACUGAUAAAGCAUUGAAGGUUGUUUAUGACGAAAUAUUAACAGAGGCAAAUGGAUGGAGGCCUGAUAUUCCUACGUUGGUUUUCUUAGCUACAGAUGGCGUCACCUUUCCAUGCUGUGGUAGCUGUUGCUUAACCCAGAACUAUCCAGCAGACACAUGUGCUGCUCGAUCGACGCCUGACAAUUGUGUUAGUACGGAUAAGAGAGUACAGAUGGCAGAUGCAAUAGAUAGAGCGAAAACUUACGGAAACCGUAUACAGGAUGAGAAAAACUCUGAUUUCAUCAUUCUUGCAUUAUCUCAAGCCAAAACUACUCACGCGAAAAGAACGGCAGCUAGAGACUUUUACAAAAUAUUGGUUAAGAACUUUGAAACAGAUGUGAUCGAGACAAACGACAUCAAUCAGGAAAUGAAACUUGGAACAAAUAACCUGUUUGAAAGGAUCAAAGAUAGAAUUUGUGAAACCCACAAAGUGUUUGCUGCCGAAGGUAACCCUUGACUGAAUCUAAACAGAAUGGUCAUAAAUUGACAAAGAUACCACGAAUUGUAAUAGAUAUGCGAGAAUGGCAUUGUAUUGUACUGAAUUGCAAUAAAAUGAAUGCUAGCAUGUGGUGCUUUUACUGUUUGAAUUCUAAUUUGCAAAAUAUGUGAAAAUACUCCAAGAGCUGGAAAGAUAAAUUGAC